Molecule: messenger RNA, 207 nt
Organism: Molossus molossus (Pallas's mastiff bat)
Lineage: Eukaryota; Metazoa; Chordata; Mammalia; Chiroptera; Molossidae
Product: H/ACA ribonucleoprotein complex subunit 3-like
Exons: 1
Coding region: 11-205 (64 amino acids)
Biological process (GO): rRNA pseudouridine synthesis; snRNA pseudouridine synthesis; ribosome biogenesis
Cellular component (GO): box H/ACA telomerase RNP complex; box H/ACA snoRNP complex
Molecular function (GO): telomerase RNA binding; box H/ACA snoRNA binding
Source: RefSeq, a predicted model, not a curated record
CAGCGUGACCAUGUUUCUCCAGUAUUACCUCAAUGAACAGGGAGACCGGGUCUAUACCCUGAAGAAGUUUAAUCCUAUGGGACAACAGACCUGUUCAGUCCAUCCUGCUCGGUUCUCGCCAGACAACAAAUACUCUCGACACCGAAUCACCAUCAAGAAACGUUUCAAGGUGCUGAUGACCCAGCAACCGCGCCCUGUACUCUGAGG